CUAGACGAAAACCCUGCUAGUGGACUGUGGAAUUCGAGCAGAUCACCAUGGAAACGUACCGUUCGAUACGUUAGAGGAUGGCAAUUCUCAGAAAAGGCAACUGUCAAUAAAGAGCGUUUAAAGAGACACAUAAAUCACACUUUCCGUGAUGGAGUUCCCCCAGCAUUCCCAGCAACUACUAUCAGCUUUGCGUUCCCAACGCCAGCGGGGCUUCCUCUGUGACUGCACCGUCCUGGUGGGCUCAUCCCGUUUCCUGGCUCACCGGGCUGUUUUGGCCUCAUGCUCGCCUUUCUUCCACAUGUUUUACUCAGAUUCCCCGGGGGGUGGCAGUGGAAACGGCACCAACAGCUCUGUCACACUCGACAGUGACAUUGUCACAGCUGCUGCAUUUGGCUUGCUCUUGGACUUUGUCUAUGAAGGUGUGCUGCAGCUGGAGGAGUCUCCACCUGUGGAGGACAUAUUGGCGGCUGCAAGCUUUCUGCAUAUGAACGAGGUGGUGAGAGUGUGCAAGAGACGACUACAAAGACGAGGGCCUCUCGCUGAGGCAGACAGCACUCGCUGUGAAGAGAUCGCCGGUGUGAGGAGGGCAGUAGAGACGGGAAGAGAAGGAGGGGGUGACGGUGGAGCUGAGCCUGUGAUGGCCAUGGCAGGAGAUCACUUGAAUCCAGUUGCCAUGGCAGCGGCACUCUCACCAGUGUCCGUAGUGGCAGAGAGGAGGCAGUUGGAGUCUGUGAAGUCUGAGCGGAGGACUGGUGGGGGGUCAUCAGAGGCACGAGUUCACACUCCUCUGAGCCCUGACCUUGCUGAUACCACCCAGCCAGGCAUGGACGCCCCUCCUCUGCCCCCAGGUGGAGAGCUGGUGCAGGGCCUCAUUGCUGGCCAGUCUGUCCCAGCCUCUGGAGGUCACACCAGUUUGGGGACUGGAGGUCAGGGGGAGGGGUCAGCACUCUGUAGCCCUUGCAGCACCACAGAGACAUACAGCCUCAGCAGCAACCAGCAGCCCUCCUCCUCGUCUUCAUCCUCCCUGGUCCUGGUGAGUCAGGCCGGUGGUCGGUCAGUGGUGGCUCUUUCAGAACCCAGCCUCUCCCCCAGCCCACAUCAGGACAUCCCACAACUGUCUCGUGACAGCGACUCUGUCAGGAAACCUUCAGAGACAGACAACAGAGGUACAUCAGGCGGAGGACAGCAGAUGAUUAUGUUAAUCCAAGCAUCAGCGCCCACCUCACGCUUACAAACCCACCCCACACACUCACAGAUUCAGCGUGCAAAUCCUCCCCAAAUCCGAAUCCAGAACACUGUGUCACUCCAGCACCAAAGCUCUGACUUUCACGGUGCUCCUCAGACACAAACCCUUAAAGGACUCGAGGGGGAUACGGGGACUUCAUCCGCCACUAGAAAUGUGGGGAGAGUGAGAACAGACAACAGUGAAGGAGAGAAUGUGAAAGUCAAAGUGGAGGCCAUUGUUAUUUCUGACGAAGAGCUGGAGGAGGAGAAGGAGGAGAACAGAGAGAUGGGACCAGUGAUGGAAGUGGACGAUGAGUUUGAAGAUGACAUCCAGGAAGAUGAGCUGAACAGCCCCCAGUUUCUCCACUCCCACCCACAAGGCCUCCUGCAGAUGACCUCCCAUUCAAAUGACUACUCCUUUCCUCUCUCCCCCUCCUCCUCCUCCUCCGGCGCCGGCCCCUCCUCCCAGGAAGCCUCCUCCUUCACCGCGUCCCUCAUUCCUCCGUCCGCAGCCCAGCAGCAUUCAGACCCUCCUGCCUACUUCCAGGACUUCCAGGACUCAAUGGGAAACUUUGUGGAGGAUGUCCCCACGUGCGGCGUCUGCGGGAAGACUUUCUCGUGCACGUACACACUGAGGCGGCACGCCAUCGUGCAUACACGCGAGCGCCCUUAUGAGUGCCGCUACUGCUACCGGAGCUACACACAGUCGGGCGACCUGUACCGGCACAUUCGCAAAGCUCAUGACCACACGCUGCCAGCCAAACGCAGCAAGGCGGACAUGGAGCCCUCCCUGCCACCGCAGCCGCCUCCUCCUCCUCCUCCUCUCAGCUAACACACACAGAAACACUAUUGUAUUUCUGUACUUAUACACACACACCUAAACUUCAACCUAAUAUCCUGACUCUAAUUCUGCCUUCAACCUAAAUCAAGUGGGGCUGCAAUUAGCAAUUAUUGCCUCAAUUAAUCGAUUAAUUGUUUUGUGUAUAAAAAGGUGAAAUGUUGAAAAAUAUCCAUUACCAUUUCCCAAAGAUGGCCUCUUCAAACACUAAAAUAAGAAGGUGGCAUCAGAGAAUUUUUCUUCUCAAAUAUAUCAAAAUGAUUACUUGAUUAUCUCGCCCAGUGUCAGCUGGGAUUGGCUCCAGCCCCCUGGUGACUCUUAAGGAUAAGUGAUAUAGAUAAUCAGUGGCUGAAUGGAUUUUGUAUCAAUCAGCUAAUCAUUUAAUUGUCUAGUUGUUGCAGAUCUAAACUCAAGGUUCCUUUAAGUGGUAACAUCAUCACUUUGAAAUAUUUCCAGGGUGUCUUCCGGUCUUUUAAGUCUUACAAUUUUAUUGUAGAAAUUUAUGGUCUUUAUUUCAGUCAUUUAAUCAGAUUUUAAUUAUUAAUUUAUGUUCUUUUUCAGAAAUAAACACUUCCCUGAUAGGAUAAAGCACAUACAAGAUUUUUGAAAAUUAAUUAGGCACAAAUAUGUAAUCAAAUGACCAAAAUGACUCUAUAUAAAGCAGUCUCAACAAGGUGCUUCCCUGUUUGCCCUUACUUAAAAACACAGUCACACAAGUGUCACUUGGUGUGCCACCUCUCAAAUGAAACCAUCCUCCUCAGUUUGCCUAAUAUUUUUAUAUAUAUAUUUUUAUAUCAGCAAACACCCUGGUUGUCUGUGUUGAAGACAUGUGAAUCCCCAUAAGUACAUAAAUACAGUAACUCGUACACACAGAGUAAACACCAGCGGUGACAUCGGCCCUCGUUCAUCAAACCAACACACUUCGUGUUAAUGUGUGACCGUUGUCUACGUAGAACCUUAAACCUGAUCUGAUACUUGUGGUAUUGUGCUACAUUUUGUAAAAAUUAUAAGGCAUUUUACAGUUUAGGUUUGUACUGUUUUAUCUUGGUCUUUUAUUUAUACAUUUGGGUAUAUAAACGAUCACAGACUUUCUUGUUGUAAGAAGAGGAGAUGAUUCAGGAGAUGUAUGAAAAUGUUUGAAAGAGCUCAAUGACAUCCCGCAGCCACUGUGUGCUAUAUCAACUCAAAACACAAAUAAGGGAAACCUGUUGUGCUUUGAAUUUUUAUCAAGUUAAUUUUAGUUGCUGUCUGGUGUUUUAUUUCCAGGACAAAACCAUCAGUUGCUCACGCAGCAGCACAUGCCUGCACAAAUUUUAAAACUAGAAUCAGAUGGUGCCAUUUUAUAACUUCAAAUAUGAGCUUUUACUUGUAUCAGUUUUGAUGUAAACGGUGUAUUUGAUGAAGAAGGAGAUCUACAGUGCCAAAUUGCCUUCACUUUGCCUUGUUUCUUCAUCUCCUUUAGCAGUGCAGUAACGUCUUUGAUUUGGAAAAUUCCUAAAUGAGGCAGCUGACCCAGAAAUGUCAAAAGUGGCAGCUGUACAAACUGACUGAAAUCUCUAAAUGAUGAACAAAGGUGCUUCAUUUUAUUGUAAGGACAAACUUACUCUCAGCACUGUGCCUGUCUUGUCCUGCCUUAUGAUUUCUCCUUCACACAUUUCAUAGACUUUCCUCGGCAUUUCCCAUUGGGGUAAUUAAAAGUUGUCAGAAAUGAAUAAUGGCUUUAAUUGUCCGAGCCUACAUUCCCUGGUAGGACAGCAGUGGAAGUGAGGGAGGAGGAGUGAAUAACUUUUGGGAUUCACCCUUAAUGUGUUCGGCUUCACUUAUUCUGUAGCAAUUCUCCUGUAGUAGAAUACUGAAUAUACAGAAUGAACACACUUACAUGCAGUAAUUCUGCCCUCUCUUUAAAUGUUUAAAUUUCAACUGAAUGUGCCUCGAUGAUUGUUUGACACUUUGAAAUUUGUCCCUCUGAACUAUUUUACAUGUUCUGGCCUAAUGAAAAUUGAUUAGUAUUGGUAUUAUAAUACAAAUCUAAGAGUUUACGAGUGGAUACUCAUAAGGGAAAGCUGAGUCAGUGGUUAUUUAGAGGUUUUCAUGGUAGCAAGUGUGCAAAAUCUAAAUGUUACCCUGUGAAUAAACAGCGUUGAGACUAAA
Molecule: messenger RNA, 4213 nt
Organism: Lates calcarifer (barramundi perch)
Lineage: Eukaryota; Metazoa; Chordata; Actinopteri; Centropomidae
Product: zinc finger and BTB domain-containing protein 3-like
Biological process (GO): regulation of transcription by RNA polymerase II
Cellular component (GO): nucleus
Molecular function (GO): protein binding; DNA-binding transcription factor activity, RNA polymerase II-specific; RNA polymerase II cis-regulatory region sequence-specific DNA binding
Source: RefSeq, a predicted model, not a curated record